Molecule: messenger RNA, 495 nt
Organism: Darwinula stevensoni
Lineage: Eukaryota; Metazoa; Arthropoda; Ostracoda; Podocopida; Darwinulidae
Source: the annotation of a GenBank genome assembly
UUAUCGUUAGAAAUUCCUCAUGCACCACAGAUUUUUUUGGAGCGUGAACAAGCCGAAGUAGAGAUUAGUAUCGAUAUCGACGCAACGCGCUUACAAGAAGAAAUUUACGAAAUUGUUAUUUUAGGAGUAAAAAUGUACAAAUUGGUUUUGAUUCGACACGGCGAAUCAACAUGGAAUCUAGAAAAUCGCUUUACUGGGUGGGUUGAUGUGGAUUUAACCCCAGUCGGAGUGCUUCAAGCCCAACAAGCCGGUCAAACCUUACUUGAUCAUGGGUUUUGUUUUGAUAUUGCCUAUACCUCCGUUUUAAAGCGAGCCAUUCGGACACUCUGGUAUGUCCAAGAUGCAAUGGAUUUGAUGUGGAUUCCAACCGUUCAUGCAUGGCGUUUGAACGAACGUCAUUACGGUGCAUUAGCAGGGUUAAACAAAACCGAUACGGUGGAAAAAUAUGGCGAGGAUCAAUUACGAUACGCCACCUCCCGCACUCGAAUCAAACGA